AUGGCAGUUAAGUUAUCAGAUAUUAUUCAAAUUUUUCGGAUCCAAAAGCUUCCUGCUUGCUUUUGGAUUGCCUUUUACGAUUGUUGCCACAAAAGCAAGAUGGUUUUAGGUACUUCGAUAAAUAAGUUACCUAAUUUAAAAAAAAAAAGGUUUGUAAGCUUCUUCGAAUCUUUUGAGAAUUUUGAAAUUUCACAAACAGUCAAAGAAGAACUUAGAGAUAAAUGCAUCGAAACAUAA
Messenger RNA from Clunio marinus, 237 nucleotides. Lineage: Eukaryota; Metazoa; Arthropoda; Insecta; Diptera; Chironomidae. The record is from the annotation of a GenBank genome assembly.